This is a messenger RNA of Gastrolobium bilobum, 1392 nucleotides long. RefSeq names its product leucine-rich repeat extensin-like protein 6. Bases 1 to 1239 code for a protein of 412 amino acids. The record is from RefSeq and is a predicted model, not a curated record. The transcript has a single exon. Gene Ontology annotation, molecular function: protein binding. NCBI's taxonomy places the organism in Eukaryota, Viridiplantae, Streptophyta, Magnoliopsida, Fabales, Fabaceae.
AUGGACAAGAGCUGGAUUUUGGCUUUUCUCCUCCUCAUACUCCAUUUAAGAAGAACAAGAGCUGCCUUUGGUGUUGGCGGUGGUAUUGGUGUUGGUGUUGGCGGUGGUGGAGUGGUUUGGGUUGGUGGAGGGAUUAACAGCCCGGAGUCCCCGGGAUCUUCAGUGCCAAAGCUGGAUGGAGCUUACACAGCUCUACAGGCAUGGAAAUCUGCAAUUACUGAUGACCCAGUAAAGAUUUUAGAUAGUUGGGUUGGUUCUAAUGUGUGUUCUUACAAAGGAGUCUUCUGUGAUAAUCGUCAAGAUGGAAUGGCUGCAUCAGCUGUCCCUGUAGUUGCAGGCAUUGAUCUCAACCAUGCCAAUCUCCAAGGAACUCUUGUCAAAGAGCUCUCCUUACUCACUGAUAUGUCUUUACUCCACCUCAACAGUAAUAGGUUUACUGGCACUGUUCCUGACACAUUCAGAGACCUCUUGUCUCUGGAAGAGUUAGACCUCAGCAACAACCAACUUUCAGGUCCUUUCCCAGCUGUUACUUUGUACAUGCCAAGCCUCAUCUACUUGGAUAUCAGAUUCAACUACUUCUCAGGGCCACUUCCUCAAGAACUCUUCAAUAAGAAUCUGGAUGCAGUAUUUCUCAACAACAAUCAAUUUGAAGGUGAAAUUCCACAAAAUUUGGGUAGUUCCCCUGCCUCUGUGAUAAAUUUAGCCAACAACAAGUUGAGUGGAAACAUCCCAGCAAGUUUUGGCUUCAUGGGUUCUAAAAUAAAGGAGAUUUUGUUCCUCAAUAACCAGCUAACUGGAUGCAUUCCUGAAGGAGUGGGGCUCUUCACAGAGAUGCAAGUUCUGGAUGUGAGCUACAAUGCACUGAUGGGUCAUUUGCCAGACACAUUAUCUUGCCUGCAAAAUAUAGAAGUUCUCAAUUUGGCACACAACAAACUUUCUGGGGAGUUAUCAGAUAUAAUCUGCUCUCUAAGAAGCCUUGCAAAUCUAACCGUUGCUUACAAUUUCUUUUCUGGGUUCAGCCAGCAAUGCUCAAGGCUUUUCUUUAGGAAUGUAGGUUUUGAUUUCUCACUUAACUGCAUUCCUGGAAGAGACAUGCAGAAACCUCAACCUGAGUGCUCUGUGAUCCCAGGCGGUAGCCUAAGUUGUCUCAGAAUCCCUACACCAAAGCCUCUUGUUUGUGGUUCAGUGGCUGUAAGUACCUCCUCCAAGCACACUGAUCCCAGUUCACCAUCUCCUUGAUAGUUAGUAGUUAAUUACAGUCUGGUCACUGCUGUUCCGUUAAUUAGUGCUACCAAUCUUAAUUCAGACCAUGCUAAUUUAAUUCUUCAUAAAUUCAAUAUGCAUAUUUGUAAUUAUACUUGCCCUGCACGGAUAGGACAUGCCUAUAUUUUG